Molecule: messenger RNA, 2064 nt
Organism: Ipomoea nil (Japanese morning glory)
Lineage: Eukaryota; Viridiplantae; Streptophyta; Magnoliopsida; Solanales; Convolvulaceae
Exons: 5
Coding region: 1-2064 (687 amino acids)
Source: RefSeq, a predicted model, not a curated record
AUGGCGGAUCCAGUAAGAAAUAUCAUCAUCAAACUCGGAAGCAAGACACAUUCUCCAGAAGUGGCUUUUAAGCAUAUCCAGACGCUAUUACAGUUUGCCAUGAAGAAGAAACUCAAGCUUGAUCCUCUGCUUCGUGAUGAGAUAUUGGUGACUGUUUUGACAAACUACCCAGAGUUUUAUGCUAAUUGGUCUGAAGAAGAUGCAACUGAACUGCUGAUGAUGGUUUCUGAAGCUAGUGAUGAGGUUUCUCCAAUAUCUAUUCCAGAACCCUCGGAUGGAAAUCGGGCCGGGGCAUUUCUUCGACAUUUUGCACAACGAGCCCUAGAAUCUGCUGAGGUCUCUCGACGGCAAGCAGAGUCGCAGCCCCUGUAUCUCGAAGCUACUGAAAAAGAGACAAGACACAGACUUGAGAUCCUUCGAAACAGGUCAAACAAUUCUGAUUCUCCUAUUGAAAUUUCACCGGAUAAUCUUGAUGAUUCUGCUACUCCGUCUUGUGUGCCUGUUAAUACUGAAAGCUUAUCUACUUUAAUCUCUGAGAAACCCCCUAUGAAUGUUGAUCCUUCAUCCCUGCCGUUAAGUGAGUCUGAUUGUGUGAAAAAUGAUGUCUUGCAUGUGUCUGAUGAAAAAGAAAAAUUAUCUGAUGAGCCCAAUAAUCUGAGUCUAAUUGUAUUCUCUUCUGAUAAUAUUGUUCUGCCAUCUACUGAGAUUGCUGUUGAUCCCAAAGAAAUUUGCCCUGCUGAUGCUCCUUCUAAUUUACCUACUAAUGUUGAGUCUGUUGACCUCUCAAGCCCCCAUAAGUUUGAGAAAACAGGUGGAAUCCCACUCUACACUGCCACAUCGUUAGGUGAAAGUCUGGAGCAUGUGCGACAUUUUGCUGGACUACCGUCUGCUUCGAUUCCUCAACCGUAUCGAGUGAUUCACCCAUCUGAAUCCUCCAGCGAAGAUGAUAAGAUUCUGGCUGAAGUUUAUGGUCAUUCUGUGACUCUUGUUCAAUCCCCAACCAAAGAAACAAGAAGGUCUAGGAGGAAGAAUGUUCCUGUAAAAGUUAUUGCUGAGAUAGGUGAUGACAAUGCUGACACAGAUCAGCCUGAGAAGAAAUGGAAGUCUAGUGAAACACAAAAGGGUUCUGUUGCUGCUCAACCACCUGUUGUCCCCGCAUCUUCCACCAGAAAAGUGAAACCUGCUACCCGUGUCAGAGGUCGGAGCAUUACACCUGAGGUUCAAGCUGCUGAAAGCUCUGACACAUCCAUUUACAGACCUCAAUUUGUUUCUCCUUCUGCUCAAGCCAAGUGGUCCACAAUGGUCCGAAGAGAACUGAUUGUUCAAAGAUCGGUUGAUGAAAACCAGAUGAAUUCUGUCUGCGAUGUUCUGCCCUUGCUGAGAGAAGUGGGUCUUCUGAAGACUGUCACUGCCAUCUGUCCUUAUUCCAAGCUGCUCACAUACGAAUUUUACUGUAAUCUCAAUGAGGAGAUGGACAAUUUGUCUGGAGAGCAUCCACUGCAAAUUUUCAUUCGAGGGAAAUGCUCUCAGCUCACCUCAAAAUAUGUGAUUCUUCAUCGUCUUGCUCUGCAUAACUGGCUCCCUUCAGCACAUUUCCACACUGUCGGCAAGCCACUGGCCAGUCUCUUAUUCAGAAUUGGAACCAAGAUGUCCUUUGACCUUGGGUCGUGGAUCUAUUCUCAUAUUCUCACUCUGAUUCACCCGAGAGAACAAAAGGGCCUUGAGCCUAUGACGAGUGAGGUGAUCAGUCCGACCCUUCUCUACAUGGUAGACCAGCGUCUGUUGAUUGGAGAACAUAUCUGUGAUGUUACACCGGUGACUGCACCCUCCAAUCCUGAGACUGAUACAGUGGGAGAUAACUCGCCGCAUGCACGAGAUCUUCAACUCUCUAUCCAAUUGAAGACAAGAGCUCGGAUUGCAAGGGUACGUGAGGCUAUUUGUGCGUGGACAGAGAAGAUUGAAUGUAACAAAAUUUAUUCCUCUACAAAGGAGAAUGGAGGAGAAAGUAUGACCAGCAAAGGAGAAGGCCAAUACUACCAUAUUAUUACACUUAAAGAAGGCUAA